Lolium rigidum is the source of this 1427-nucleotide messenger RNA. Its product is annotated as aminomethyltransferase, mitochondrial-like. Bases 16 to 1257 code for a protein of 413 amino acids. The transcript is spliced from 3 exons. Gene Ontology annotation, biological process: glycine decarboxylation via glycine cleavage system. Lineage: Eukaryota; Viridiplantae; Streptophyta; Magnoliopsida; Poales; Poaceae. Gene Ontology annotation, molecular function: aminomethyltransferase activity; protein binding. The record is from RefSeq and is a predicted model, not a curated record. Gene Ontology annotation, cellular component: mitochondrion.
GCGCGCGCCACCACGAUGAGAGGCCUCCUCGCGUGCGCCACGCUGGCCCGCCGCGCCGCCAACUCCUCCUCCUCCGGCGGCGGCGCCGCCGCGCGCCGCCACCUCGCCGGCGCGGCGGUGGCCGCCGAGGCGGAGCUCAAGAAGACGGCGCUCUACGACUUCCACGUCGCGCACGGGGGCAAGAUGGUGCCCUUCGCCGGCUGGAGCAUGCCCAUCCAGUACAAGGACACCAUCAUGGACUCCACCCUCAACUGCCGCGCCAACGGCAGCCUCUUCGACGUCUCCCACAUGUGCGGCCUCAGCCUCCACGGCUCCCAGGCCAUCCCCUUCCUCGAGUCCCUCGUCGUCGCCGACGUCGCCGCGCUCAAGGACGGCACGGGGUCCCUCACCGUCUUCACCAACGAGAAGGGCGGCGCCAUCGACGACUCCGUCGUCACCAAGGUCACCGACACCCACAUCUACCUCGUCGUCAACGCUGGGUGCAGGGACAAGGACCUCGCCCACAUCGGGGCGCACAUGGAGGCCUUCCAGAAGAAGGGAGGCGACGUCAAGUGGCACAUACACGACGAGCGCUCCCUCCUCGCCUUGCAGGGCCCUCUUGCUGCACCAACUCUCCAGUUCCUAACAAAAGAAGAUUUGACCAAAAUGUACUUCAGUGACUUCAAGAUAAUUGACAUCAAUGGUUCUACGUGCUUCCUCACCAGAACUGGUUACACUGGUGAAGAUGGAUUUGAAAUCUCUGUGCCAUCAGAGAAUGCGGUCGAUCUUGCAAAGGCCCUGCUGGAGAAAUCUGAAGGCAAGAUAAGGUUGACUGGCCUGGGUGCCCGUGACAGUCUUCGCCUGGAGGCUGGCCUCUGCCUGUACGGCAACGACAUGGAGCAACACGUCACGCCAGUUGAGGCCGGCCUCUCGUGGGCGAUCGGCAAGAGGAGGAAAGCGGAGGGUGGCUUCCUGGGCGCGGAUGUGAUCCUCAAGCAGCUCAAGGAAGGCCCGAAGAUUAGGCGUGUAGGCAUCUUUUCACAAGGACCACCCCCGCGGAGUCACAGCGAGAUCGUGAGCAGCACCGGGGAGAACAUCGGUGAGGUGACCAGCGGAGGGUUCAGCCCGUGCCUGAAGAAGAACAUCGCCAUGGGGUAUGUGAAGAACGGCCUGCACAAGGCCGGGACGGAGUUCAAGGUGGUCGUCCGUGGGAAGUCAUACGACGCUGUUGUCACCAAGAUGCCCUUUGUGCCCACCAAGUACUACAAGGGCCCUUAGAUUGUACAAAAAAGGAUGCAGUUUUCUCUUGGAAUUCUCCCGUGGCAGCUUGUUCAAGACAUGCUGCUUGAAUGCUGCAACUGUAACCUCUGUCAGGCUUCCUCUUACAGCUUGACAUUUCAUCUCUACCCAUCAAAUAAUAUAUACCAGUGCGUGGUGUUUUUCCAGAA